Messenger RNA from Lathyrus oleraceus (garden pea), 2182 nucleotides. Its product is annotated as serine/threonine-protein kinase BSK2. Gene Ontology annotation, molecular function: protein binding; ATP binding; protein kinase activity. Lineage: Eukaryota; Viridiplantae; Streptophyta; Magnoliopsida; Fabales; Fabaceae. Bases 453 to 1949 code for a protein of 498 amino acids. Gene Ontology annotation, biological process: brassinosteroid mediated signaling pathway; protein phosphorylation. The record is from RefSeq and is a predicted model, not a curated record. The transcript is spliced from 10 exons.
AUACAGUACUUUUAUGGUCGGUUACAACCAUGACGCUGUAACAUUUUCCCAAUUCUUUCUUCUCCUUAAAAAUAUAAAACAAAAAAUUACUAAUAAAUUUUUUUCAUUGGAAAAUGUUUCUAACCUCACAGCCCCACCUGAGUCAGCACGUGCUCCAUCAUAGACCUUGUCAUGUGACCUUCUUCUCUCUCCCUCUCUCUCUCUCUCUUCCCUUUUUCCAUUGCUUCUCUUCUAACACUCUCUCUCUCUCUCUCUCUCUCUCUCUCUCUCUCUCUCUCUCCUGUUUCCGCCGCUGCAACAAGCAACUAUAGAAGCAGUGACUCAGUCACUUGCAACAUGGGGAACUAAAACAAAACCAUUCAUCAUUCAUUUACUCUUCUUUUACUCUUUCAACCCUUUUUCUUUUUCUAUGUACAAACCAAACCCUUUCAUUAUUAUAAUCUGUCAUUUCUAUGGGUUGCUUUCACUCCAAAACCGCUCAUCUUCACUCCCCUGAAGACCCUCCUACUGAUUUACCCGACUCAAACAAACCCGAUCCAGGUGAUGAUGGAGGGGAUGGUGAUCAAGAAAGUCAGGUUCCAGCAUUCAAAGAGUAUGGUCUGAAUGAACUCAGAAGGGCCACACAUGAGUUUAGCACUGGUUACAUUGUCUCUGAAAGUGGUGAGAAAGCUCCUAAUUUGGUUUACAGAGGGAAGCUUGAGAAUAAUCGAUUAGUUGCUGUUAAACGCUUCUCCAAACAGUCUUGGCCUGAUGCUCAACAGUUUCUGGCAGAGGCAGCUGGAGUUGGGAAAGUGAGGCACAAAAGACUGGUGAAUCUAAUUGGGUGUUGUGCUGAAGGAGAUGAAAGGCUCUUGGUAGCUGAGUACAUGCCAAAUGAUACUUUGUCCAAACAUCUCUUUCAUUGGGACAAGCAACCGUUACCGUGGGAAAUGCGUGUUAGAGUUGCGUAUCAUGUUGCACAGGCGCUAGAUCAUUGUAGCAUGGAAAACCGGAAAAUAUAUCAUGAUCUGAAUGCUUAUAGGAUUCUUUUUGAUGAGGAUGGUGAUCCCCGUUUAUCAAGUUUCGGGCUUAUGAAAAAUAGUCGAGAUGGGAAAAGCUACAGUACUAAUCUGGCCUAUACUCCACCUGAAUUUUUGCGAACAGGUAGGAUAAUAGCAGAAAGUGUGAUCUACAGCUACGGUACUGUCCUACUGGAUCUUUUGAGCGGCAAGCAUAUUCCCCCAAGCCAUGCUUUGGACCUAAUUAGAGGGAAAAAUGCGUUGUUGUUGAUGGACUCAUCCUUAGAAGGGCAAUAUGCAAAUGAUGAUGCUACAAAGUUGGUUGAGCUUGCGUCAAAAUGUCUUCAGUUUGAGGCCAGAGAAAGACCUGAUACUAAGUUUCUUCUCACUGCCGUUACACCUCUUCAAAAGCAGAAAGAGGUAGCAUCUCAUGUGUUAAUGGGCCUUACUAAAACAGCGGCAGUGCUACCGCUACCAACUAUGCUUUCUCCUCUUGGAAAGGCUUGUGCAAGGAUGGAUCUUACUGCUAUUCAUGAUAUAUUGUUAAAAACAGGUUAUAAAGAUGAAGAAGGCGCCGAAAACGAGCUUUCAUUUCAAGAGUGGACACAACAAGUGCAAGACAUCUUAAACACAAAAAAGUUCGGCGAUAUUGCAUUUAGAGACAAGGAUUUCAAGAAUGCAAUUGAGUAUUAUUCCAAGUUGGUGGUUAUGAUGUCUGUUCCCUCCGCGACCGUCUUUGCAAGGAGAGCCUUCUCCUACCUGAUGAACGAACAGGCGGAACUUGCAUUAAGAGACGCAAUGCAGGCGCAGGUAUGCAUACCUGAUUGGCCAACUGCAUUCUACCUACAAGCUCUUGCUCUCUCAAAGCUGGGAAUGGAAACCGACGCACAGGACAUGCUUAACGACGGAGCAGCCUUCGAAGCAAAGAGAUCUAACAGCUGGCGCAAUUAAGAUUGUAGUAAUUUGCAGAUUGGCAUCAGAAAAUAUAUAUAUCCUAUUUUUGCUAUAUAAGUUGUACUUGCUAGAAUAGAGUUAUGUGAGAGUGCUAGUUUAGGGUGCAAGAAAAAGAGUUAUCUUGGUAUAAAAUGUUUUCAAGGGAUAAUAUAGUAGCAUAAGUUUUGUCACAAAAAUGAUUCCUAUCCAGUAGAAUGAAUUUUCUUCAUAUGAAAAUAAGUUUUGGGUUC